Homarus americanus (American lobster) is the source of this 3128-nucleotide messenger RNA. RefSeq lists its product as uncharacterized. The record is from RefSeq and is a predicted model, not a curated record. The coding region runs from base 720 to 1661 and encodes 313 amino acids. NCBI's taxonomy places the organism in Eukaryota, Metazoa, Arthropoda, Malacostraca, Decapoda, Nephropidae. The transcript is spliced from 7 exons.
GGUCUGGACGCCGAAGGUGACGGUGUGGCAACAGGCUGCUGCUGCUGUUGCCGCCACUGCUGCUGAGAGCGAGGCCAUGUGACUACUGGGAGUCGUCUUCUUCUACUGCUGCCGCUCACACGUCGCGUCUAGCCACGUCGCACGACACGCGUACUGGGGACUUAUCUCAAGCGAACAGUGGAUACAGUAUAGGAAGCGUGGAUUGUCGUACUAGAACAAGGAAAACUUUCUAAAAACUGUCUGGCAGAUCUUGAGAGUCUGCCACAGAAAUACUUCGUAUUUAGCGUGGCGCGAGAUGUUCAACUCAGCGCUGAUAAGACUGAUACGAGUAUGUGGCCUCACUCCGGGAGUUACUCUGCACAAUGAAUACUGAAGAGUGAUUUUAACACAUGAUGUCUACCAGAGUGUUCCGACGGCGAGGCAGCAGCGGCUACACCAACAGGUUACUGUAACGCUGAGAUCGCCGUCAGGAGGUGAGGGAGACGAGGAGGUGCAGUAUACAGACAGAGGUGUGGACAGUGCUUCAGGACGGAGAAAGAAGGACGUGAACGAGGCGCAGGGGCAUGGACUGUGCCUCAGUAGUGGGUCAGCAAAAGGCGUGAGAACGUAUAGGCCUUGUGAACGGUGCCUUAGGAUAGAGCCAACAGCAGCUGGGGGAGGCGUGCAGACGAAGGCGUGGACGGUGUAUCAAGACUACUGGCUACUGUGGCUCCUGGAAGAUGAGGCUGGGCCAGGCGGCGGCGACUGCUCUCCUGCGCCUCCUGCUGCUCCUUGGACUCAGCACCAAGGGAUGGAGUCUGCGGGUGUCUGGGGUAGUGGUGCCGUCUGCAGUAGUGUCGGGAUCAUCGGUAAAACUUAUGUGCAAUUACGAACGCAAUCGCGACCGAGAAGACCCCCUGUACUCGGUCAAGUGGUACCGGGGCGUCCACCAGUUCUACGAGUACAUCCCCGGCAGGAAGCCCUCAGUCCGGGUGUUUAAGCUGCCUCACAUUACCGUCGAUCAGGAAGGCAGCUCGGGGCCGACUGUAUGGCUGUCGCAGGUAACGCGAGGCACCUCUGGUAUCUUCCGUUGCGAGGUGAUGGGCGAUAAACCUUUCUUCGAGACGGACGAUCAUGCUGUCAACAUGACGGUGGUAGACGUACCAACGUGGGGACCAGAGAUAACAGGCGUAGUGAAGGGCACCGAUCUGAUGCAUAGCGGGGGCGUGGAUCGUGGCCAGGGUAGGGUACACGGCCAAGGUGUGAUACAGGGAUCAGGUGUGCUGGAGGGGGCGCGGGUGAGGCCUGGGGACGUGGUGGCCGCCCGCUGUCAGGUAGGUUUCUCAGACCCUCCUGCCGACAUCACCUGGACCAUCAGUGCCGCUACCCCGAUCCCCCACACACAAAUCCAGCGAUCCCGACAAACAGACCAACAUGGACGACGCUCCCAGGUCUCGGAGGUAGAGGCCGUGGUGCGAGAGUCUUGGUUCAGUGGUGGCGCCGUGACACUCAGCUGCCACGUCGAGGUCUCCAGUGUUUAUCAUCAGGCAACCAACGUCACGCUUAUCCACGCUGAUCAUCCGCAGCCCGCAGGUUUUGGCUGGUUCUCCUCAGGUUCCUCACCCUGGGUCUCGCUCUCGCUGCUGACAAUCGCCAUGCUCCUGUCUUUGUUGCUGGUGUGACGCCGCCGUGGUAGUGUUGUUGUGUCGCCUCUGUGGUGACGAUGGUGUGGCGCCGCUGUGGUGAUAAUGUGACGCUGCUGUGGUGACGAGGGUGUGAUGCCGCUGUGGUGGUAAUGUGACGCCGCUGUGGUGAUGUUGACGUAUCGCAGCUGGAGGGAAGGGGAAGUGACGUCACUCUUAUAGUAUGGUGCCGUACUUAUGAUGUAACGUGACGCGGUGAACUUGCUAUGUGACGCUGUAACCAUGGUGAUGUGACGCCACUGUGAUGACGGUAAUAUGACGUCGCUUCUAUGGUGUGACGCUGUGGCGAGGGUAUUGUGGUGCUGCUGUGAAUACGUGACGCAUUUAUCGACCAGAUGAUACAUGACGAAAGAUUAAUGGCGUGAUGCUGUGAUGGUAACGAUAAUGUGACGCCGUAACAGUGACGAUAUGAGACAAAGCUGCGUUGCUAUAGAAACAAGGACUGUGAUGUAACUGUGGUGAUGGCAUGAAACUGUGGCAAUAGGGUAACGCCACCGAGAAACCUGUCAUCAUUGUUACAUCACUGUGACAAUGCUGGCGUAAUGAUACUCUGUAGACCGUAACAUUACAUCAUGGUUUUUGUUGUUGUUGUUGUGUUGGUGAUUAUAACGUGAAGCUAUGGACGCUACUGUGACGGUGGUGUUACAGUAUGAUAGCGUAACAGUGUGUAGUGACGGCGUUGUGACGGAGUAAGUGAACUGGUAGUCGAAUCGUCACUUAGGAUUUCUUUUGUUCUCCCGCUCUCGAGACUGGGGACAAGAGAACGCAUCUAGUCACGUCAGAAUCUCGAAUUUCCGAUCAUUGAAUUUGUUCCCCAGUUUCAGAUGGACCUGGUAGAUGCGUUCUUAUUUCCAAUUUAAAAGUUAGGAAAAAAAACAAAGAGGAAAAUUAUCCUAAGACUGAUAUUAACAGACUAAGAACUAUUAUCAGGCAACUAGAUCUUAAACAAACAAACAGACAAACGGACAAACUUAAUGUAUUUCAACUUCUUUACAUUGAAAUAAGAAAACCAAAGAAUUACCUGUAAUCGAAGUUACCUUUUACUAAUAUCUAAAACACACACACACACACACACACACACACACACACACACACACACCUGUUGAUACCUGUACGUCAUCACUCUACUUUAGACAGGUGUUGAGGCUCUUAGGUAUGAGGUGUAUAUGUGUCUAGUAUCUGAUAAUUACUUACAGGUGUGCAGCGUAAAGAUAAACAAGCGGCCCGAUUCACCCAUAUUUGCUUUCUGUACAGUGUGAAGCUUCCCCAAGACGCUAGCCACUUCUCUCUCUUGUUAUAGCGUAUAGAAACGUCUCUUAUUUUAUUUGUUUCUUUGUAUUUUCUCUUUUUACUUAUCCUCCCUCGUCUCUUGUUUCUUCCUUCUGAUAAAUCAUUUUCUGCUUCUGUAUCUCUCUCUCUCUCUCUCUCUCUCUCUCUCUCUCUCUC